AUGCAAGACGUGAGACACCUCGACCCCGAAGAUCGAGAGGUGGCUAAAGUGGUGAAGACGUCGAUUCAAGAAAAGUUGGACGGGAUAUAUAAACUCGCAUCCCCGAUUGCCCUAACCCUAACCAACUAUGCAGUCGCUAUCCUCUCUACCCAUAACCUUCAGCCGCCUCCUCCUUUUGCUGCUAUGUCCGGCCGCCUCCUUGACAACCGGUGUCGCCGAUCGAAGCCAACCAUCGGUUUAGCCACGACAACGAUGAAGACCUUUUGGCGCCGCUGCUGUCGAGUCGAACUCCGGUAA
This is a messenger RNA of Lactuca saligna, 297 nucleotides long. The record is from the annotation of a GenBank genome assembly. Lineage: Eukaryota; Viridiplantae; Streptophyta; Magnoliopsida; Asterales; Asteraceae.